Lithohypha guttulata is the source of this 1629-nucleotide messenger RNA. RefSeq lists its product as uncharacterized. Gene Ontology annotation, cellular component: membrane. Gene Ontology annotation, biological process: transmembrane transport. The record is from RefSeq and is a predicted model, not a curated record. NCBI's taxonomy places the organism in Eukaryota, Fungi, Ascomycota, Eurotiomycetes, Chaetothyriales, Trichomeriaceae. The transcript is spliced from 2 exons. Gene Ontology annotation, molecular function: transmembrane transporter activity. The coding region runs from base 1 to 1629 and encodes 542 amino acids.
AUGGCUCCGAGAAAGAUCUUCGGCGUCAAUCGCAAUGGCGGAGGAUCUUCUACAAUGACCAUGGAAAUGCCGACAUAUCCAGAGGAAUCGAAGCAAACAGCACAAUGGACGUCGACCAAAGCCAACGACACAACACCAGCGAAUCUCACAACAUUCGAUGAAGCCAAUGAAGGAACCUUGCCUAGCCCGACGACCGCAAACACGACGCCAGUUCUGCAGAGAUGGAAUCAUCCAAGGAUCAACAUAAUUAGAGUGCUGGCUACCUUUUGGGAUUUUAUGAUACUAGGAGCGAAUGAUGCAGCUUACGGUGCCCUCAUACCUUACCUCGAGACUUAUUACGGCAUCGACUAUAUCACAAUCAGUCUCGUGUUCUUGUCUCCCAUAGUUGGCUAUACUGCCUCCGCGUUGACAAACAACAUGAUCCAUAACAGGUUUGGCCAGCGUGGAGUUGCAGCCAUAAUGAGUGUCUCCCAUCUGGUGGCGUACAUCGUUAUCGCACUCCAUCCGCCAUAUCCAGUUCUGGUCGUGGUGUUCAUGCUUGCUGGAUUCGGGAACGGACUGGGAGACUCAGGUUGGAAUGCCUGGAUCGGGGAUAUGGCGAAUGCCAACGAAGUGCUUGGCUUUCUCCACGGCAUGUAUGGGUUCGGUGCGUUACUCUCACCUUUGAUCGCCACAUCUCUUAUCACUCAAGCUGGUUGGGAAUGGUACCAGUUCUACUACUUCAUGAUUGGAGCUUCUCUCAUCGAAGUGUUCUUUCUGACAGGUGCUUUCUGGAAGGCAACCGGCGAAGUAUACCGAGCUCACGCCGCAACUCUGGCUGCGGCACACCACGAUUCUCCAGACGGCGGCUCAGGAACCAUGACACCAGUCACAGACGAGUCUCCUGAAAGUGGCAAAACAAAAUCCCCAUGGCAACAACGCUUCAAUCCCUUCCACGACGCUUUCAUCAUGAACAAACCAAUACGAAGCUCCCGCAAGCUUAAAUCAACAUCAAGCCCCUCGUUCUUACAAAAGCUCAAUCCGUUGAAGAAAGCACCAAGCACAACCGCAGAAGCCGUCAACAAUCGUGUCACCAUUCUCUCCGCCCUGUUCCUACUCUUCUACGUCGGCGCAGAGGUCUCCGUUGGCGGCUGGAUCGUCACCUUCAUGUUACGUGUCCGCAGCGGCACUCAAUUCGCGUCUGGUGUCGUAGCGACAGGAUUCUGGUUAGGCGUGACUCUUGGCCGGUUCGUCCUCGGCUUCGUCACCGCGCGUUGCUUCCCGACUGAGAAACACGCCGUCGCGACUUACCUUAUCAUCUGCAUCGUUCUCCAAUUGCUGUUCUGGCUGAUACCGAGCUUCAACGUCUCGGCAGUGAUGGUUGGCUUGCUUGGUUUCUUUAUUGCCCCGUUCUUUCCUGCUGCUGUUGUGGCGAUGACGAAGCUGUUGCCGAAACGUCUACACGUCGCCGCCGUCGGAUUCGCAGCAGCUGUAGGAGCAAGCGGCGCAACCGUGUUACCCUUUGCGGUCGGUGCAAUCGCACAGAGUAAAGGUGUAAUGGUUCUGCAGCCGAUUGUGCUGGCUUUGUUGGUUGUGAUCACGUUCAUCUGGUUGUUAUUGCCAAAGUUGCCAAAACAGCGGAUGAGUUGA